This is a messenger RNA of Dermacentor silvarum, 1240 nucleotides long. Its product is annotated as 2-Hydroxyacid oxidase 2-like. The transcript has 5 exons. Gene Ontology annotation, molecular function: oxidoreductase activity. NCBI's taxonomy places the organism in Eukaryota, Metazoa, Arthropoda, Arachnida, Ixodida, Ixodidae. The record is from RefSeq and is a predicted model, not a curated record. Bases 1 to 624 code for a protein of 207 amino acids.
AUGCAGGCUCCGUUCAAAGGUGGUAGGAUGAGCCUGACCUUGUGGAUGAACCGCCAGUACGCAAACCAGGUAAAGGACCCGGAUUGCAUGAAAUUAGAGCGGUCGGUGUCGGCGGCCACGCACUGCAACACCUUGCCCUUGUUCGGCUUGAAAUUCAUCUUGAGAUGGGUUGUGCCAAAAUUUUCUCUUUGCGUUCUUCAUUCUUGGCUCCGUGACGCAGCGGAAGAUGCACUGGAAGCACACCGACAUGGUGCAGCGGGUGUCAUCGUGUCCAACCACGGUGGACGCCAACUGGACGGAACACCGGCAACAAUUGACGUCCUGGCUGAGAUCGUGGCUGCUGUGGGUGACAAGCUGGAAGUCUAUCUGGACAGUGGAGUGCGCACAGGUGCCGACGUGGUCAAGGCGCUCGCGCUGGGAGCUCGGGCAGUCUUCGUGGGACGGCCGGUGCUCUGGGGACUCGCAUACAACGGCAAACAAGGAGUCGAAAGGGUUCUGCAAAUACUGAGGAAUGAACUGGAGCACACAAUGCGACUGCUCGGUUGCUCGGACGUUACCGACCUGUGCGAAGACUUCGUCAUUCAAGAGAAGCGGUACUCUAGGCCACUGCGGUGUGCUCUGUGAAGGCAACAUGACUGGGUGUAACCGAUUCGUCGCGGACCAUUAACAGCGAUGCACAUAAGCGAGCAAAAGUACAGGAAUCCAAGAGCCGGGAAAAUACGAAUUUAAUCGUCAUUGUUAUGUGCGCAUGACCUAAAUAUAGUUUAGUGCACUCGCACGGCAGAGUUCGGGCGAAGUUUUGCAAUUCAGGGCUUUACCACGCCGUCGAUUCGCGACUGAAUGGGUGUUUUAUAGGGCAAGAUAGUGGGGGGUUUGAACCAGUGUUUAUUGUAGCGUACGGACCGUUAUCAGCGUCGUAAGUGACCCCGCAACAACAAUGCUUAAACGAGUGACCCCCAGAGCUGAAAAUUGCGAAGAUGUGAGAGUGCUGGAUUUCUGUGGCAGGCCUCGCAAUAUCCGUGGCAAACUAGAAAGUUCAGGGCGAAGGAAAAAAAAAUCUAGGCCACAACUUAGCACCGAUAACUCUCAAGUGUGCGCGUACGUAACAUACCUAGAUUGUGACAUCUCGACAGCGGUGUGCCACGAACUACCUUGUACGCUAUCAUUAAACAGAGUGGUGUUUCUAUACCUCGUAUCGAUUUUGCGAUUUCAUGCGUACUGUGAUUCCGAUCGCGUACGC